Messenger RNA from Episyrphus balteatus (marmalade hoverfly), 777 nucleotides. It is a transcript of the gene RPA2, whose product is annotated as replication protein A 32 kDa subunit. The record is from RefSeq and is a predicted model, not a curated record. The transcript has 3 exons. Lineage: Eukaryota; Metazoa; Arthropoda; Insecta; Diptera; Syrphidae. Gene Ontology annotation, biological process: nucleotide-excision repair; double-strand break repair via homologous recombination; DNA replication. The annotation marks the transcript as partial. Gene Ontology annotation, cellular component: site of double-strand break; chromosome, telomeric region; DNA replication factor A complex. Gene Ontology annotation, molecular function: DNA binding.
UUUAUCAAGGGAGUCGUUCCAGUUGUAUUGAAACAAGUUCUCGAUUCGCCAGAAGGCAACUUCCAAAUGUGGGGAAUGACAUUUGGAAUGGUAACAAGUGUUGCUAUUGUUCGGUCUAUCGAUACGUCUUCCACCAAAAUGACCUACCAUUUGGAAGAUCAUACUGGACAAAUCGAAGCUCACUAUUGGUUAGAAGAGGGUGAUUCUCUAAAAGCUCCUGAUAUAAUGCUAAAUAGUUAUGCAAAAGUCUUUGGAACUGUCCGCCAGCACGGUGGACAGAAAACCCUGAUGGUAUUCAAAAUGUUGCCGGUCAACGAUGCCAAUCAAGUUGUUACACAUUUACUAGAGGUUCUGCACUCUAGAUACAAGGCUGAAGAAUACUCAAAGAAGGGUGACAAUGCUGGAGGUUUUGGUGAUUUCAGCAUGGGUGGUGGAGCACAACCAAGUGCACAAGCUGGGGGAAAUAAUUUGGGACUUGAAGGCAAACAAUUGGCAGUAUUUCAAGCAAUUAAGAAUCAUGCUACUGAAGAGGGUAUUAAUCGGAUGGAACUUCAGAAAAGAUUCAGUCACAUUUCCAAGGGUGAAUUGGAUAAUAUUCUUGAUUUCAUGACAUCAGAAGGACACAUUUAUUCAAGCAUUGAUGCUGAUCAUUUCCUUAGUACGGAUGGUUAGGUUAAGUUUAUUAAAUUUUUGUAUUUUGGGUCUUGUAACAAGAUUUCUAAAGGCGCAUUUUGUAUUUGUUAUUCUUAUAAAUAUCCUAAAGUUUUUUAAAAAUUA